Messenger RNA from Zingiber officinale, 1769 nucleotides. Its product is annotated as OVARIAN TUMOR DOMAIN-containing deubiquitinating enzyme 12-like. Lineage: Eukaryota; Viridiplantae; Streptophyta; Magnoliopsida; Zingiberales; Zingiberaceae. Gene Ontology annotation, biological process: protein deubiquitination. The transcript is spliced from 11 exons. The coding region runs from base 564 to 1589 and encodes 341 amino acids. The record is from RefSeq and is a predicted model, not a curated record. Gene Ontology annotation, molecular function: cysteine-type deubiquitinase activity.
GGGGCUUGAAAGCCGGUUCGAUCAGCGUGGGGCCGCUCGUCCUCACGCGAAUCCCUGGCUGUCGAAGGCGAUCGCAUGAACUCGCCUCCGGAAUCGGCCAGCGGCGGCGGGCCCGUGGCUGACUGCCGUCAGACGGUGGAGGUAAGGCGGAGAUUCCCCCCGUGAUAGAAGCAAACAGAGCGCGGCAGCAGCGCUCUCCUCCUCCCGAAGCAGGCAGACACCAGCCGUCCUAUUCUUGUUCCAAUCGACGGUCACGAUCGGGUACGUCGCCUAAUCGACGGUCAACGAUUCACCUCCGUAAAAAUAAAAGUAGCCUGCGGCCGCGCCGUUUCAAUUGGGCUUAUUUAACCCGUGACGUCCGCAAGAUUCGUCCCUCCCACUCUCUCCCUCCUCCUCGUCUUGUCUAUCUAUUGCCGUUUCGUUAAGCCGAUCUGUUCUCCGUUCUCUCCGAUCUUAUCUGAGAGAGUUUCAUAUUAUGGAUAGAAAUUUCCAGAGAUUGACACCACUUUAUUAGGUGUCAUAUCAGAACAUUUUACACUACAGAUAGUAAAUACUCAUAUCCAAUGAUUAUGUACGAGCAAGAUUCUGAAAUUCAUCGUUGGGGUUUUGACUUUCUUAAUUGCGAUCUGUUUUCUGUUUCACCAUACUGUGGAGUCAACACCCAACAAGAUUCUGAUUUCUAUGAUAAUGGUUAUGUUGGACAUGCUAACAUUGGUACAGAAUGUAUAACUGUUGAGAAUGAUGAGAUUAUUGCACAUGCUCUUCAAGAAGAACUUUCUCAACUAGCUGUUGCUGAAGCUUCAGGCUCUACUCAUGAAGAAGAAUGCUUGCAAGUAUCUGUUCUUGCACAAGAUUGGUUUGGACCUUGUACAGGAAGUUACCUUUCAGGCAAUGAGAGUAAUCAUGAUGAGGGGGAUGAUACUGAAGCCUCCAGCUCAUGUUCUAGUGCUGGCAAAAAUUCUUACGAAGAAGUGCAAGGGACAUUGGAAUUAACUGAUGAUUAUUUGGAAAUUGAUGGUGAAGUUGGUAAAAGGUUGAAUCAAAUGGUCUCAAUUCCGCAUGUUCCUAGAAUUAAUGGCGAAAUUCCUUCAGUUGACGAAGCCAUUUCAGAUCAUCAAAGGCUUAUAGACAGGUUACUCAUGUAUGAUUUGGUUGAGCUGAAGGUCCAAGGAGAUGGAAACUGUCAGUUCCGAGCAUUAUCUGAUCAAUUCUAUCGAUCAGCAGAGCACCACGAAUUUGUGAGACAGCAAGUUAUUAAUCAGCUCAAAUCUCAUCCCGAGUGUUACGAAGGAUAUGUCCCUAUGGAGUAUGGUGACUAUCUCAAGAAGUUAUCAAAAAGCGGAGAGUGGGGUGAUCACGUAACUUUACAGGCUGCUGCAGAUUCGUAUGGGGUCAAAAUUUUUGUGAUAACAUCAUUCAAGGACACAUGCUACAUUGAGAUUCUUCCCUGUACUCAGAAGUCCAAGCGAGUAAUCUUCUUGAGCUUCUGGGCCGAGGUGCACUACAACUCUAUAUAUCCUGAAGGCGAUCUCCCUGCUUCGGACUUGAAGAAGAAAAAAAAAUGGUGGCAGUUCAGGAAUAAACAUUAGAUUAACAUACCGUGGUCAUUUGUUCCCUGGAAAUUGCAAUUCAAUGACGAAACUAAACUGAUCAAAUCCUCCCCGGUGGGUCUCUAUCCUUGCUUCUAUACUCCCAUCUGGUACUCUCUGUUGACGAUAUCGUCUAAUUAAACAUGCUAUUAAUCCAGGGGAACGAUAUUUGUUGGUUCA